Molecule: messenger RNA, 2712 nt
Organism: Symbiodinium natans
Lineage: Eukaryota; Dinophyceae; Suessiales; Symbiodiniaceae
Source: the annotation of a GenBank genome assembly
AUGGGUAAAGACUUCCAGUUGCGCCUUUUGCCAUGGGUCCCCGAGGCCUGCAUCAUUCCGGAUGAGGACAUUCAGUGGCUGGUUGAUGGCCAGCAUCCGGACCCCAAGCAUGUCCUCGGUGUUCAGGUCAUUGGCUCUCACGUCGUCCUGCGCUGUUGGAUCAGUGGAGCCCAGUCCGUCACCGUCACGAACACAGAGGAGGUCUUCAUCCCCGAACUCUCGGAUGCGCGGGAGGAUCCUCCGGAGCAGGUGGCCCUCCUGCCGGUGGAGCGCUGCCCUUCUGAGUGCCCAUGGCUCUUCGAGCGAGCCUUUGAGUUUGUAGGUGUGGACGACAAGUCCGAGUUGCAAAAUUGGAAUUACGAAGUCAACAUUCAGUUCCAGGGCGGGUCGGGCUGCACCAUCACGUACCCACACUCCCUCGGAGCGCUGCUCCCGGAGUCCUUCCUCACCGGCUUUGCUGCCGGCUUGACGGAGACACCCCUGGCUUCCAUGUUCGGUGCUCAUCACAUGGAGCUGCGCAGCCACAAACCAGGACUUUGGGGCACGCGCUUCGCGGUGUGGGCCCCGAACGCCCACUCGGUCAGCUUGGUCGGGGACUUCAACUACUGGGAUGGUCGGGCGCAUCCCAUGUGUUGCCGCGACAAGUUUGGCGUUUGGGAGCUCUUCUUGCCCGAAUGGGACCUCCGGGGCCAGAAGUACGCCUAUCAGGUGGCGUCUCCAGAGCUUGAGUCGGUCAUCAAAGCGGACCCAUGUGCCUUAGAGUUUGUGGAUCCGUCAGAUGGCGGGCACGACGCAAAGGUCCCGGAGUGCGACGACUACAGCAGAGCAGCAUGGAACGGCAGCUACGCGUGGACCGAUGAAUCGUGGAUUGCCAGCCGACAGGCCAAGUUUGGCAGCGCCACAUGGUGCAAGGAGCCACUAUCCAUCUACGAGGUACAUCUGGGAAGCUGGAGCAUGACACCUGCAAGUUCCAACUAUCGGGACAUUGCAGAGCCCUUGGCGAAGCACGUGCUGGACCUCGGCUUCACUGCUGUGGAGUUCCUUCCGCUCUCGCAGUAUCCCUGUGAGCAAUCCUGGGGCUACCAGUGCGCGGCGGGCCUCUUUGCAGUGGACAGGCGAUUGGGCACUCCAGAUGACUUCCGCUACCUCGUCGACACACUGCACCGCUACGGCAUUGCGGUGCUCAUGGAUUUCGUAGGGGCGCACUUCGCAAAGGACGAGUGGGGCCUUGUGAACUACAGCGGUGGGCCGCAGUACGAAUACGAAGGGACGGUCGGUGAGAUCCCAGGGUGGGGAACCGCGCGCUACAACUAUGCCAAGCCAGAAGUCCAGGCAUACUUGCUGGGCGCUGCUCAUCACUGGAUCGAGCACUUCCACAUUGAUGGACUCCGAGUCGAUGCUGUCGCAGCGAUUAUCUACCGCAACUUCGGGAAAGAGGAGGAUGGCGAUGCCAUCAUGGCCGGAAAGGGCCAGCUGAACGAAGAUGGCAUCGCCUUGCUUCGCCGGCUAUGCGCUGAGGUGCGCUCGCGGCAUCCGGGCGUCAUCCUUUCGGCCGAGGAGUCCACGAACUUCCGAUGGGUGACGGAUCGCCCAGCCGAGAAUGGCACUGAGAGGCAGCGAGUGGAGAUCCGAGAUCUGGGGUUCCACCUCAAGUGGAACAUGGGUUUCGUCUACGAUGCUCUCUCAUACUUCGGUGCGGACCCAAAAGAACGACCGCAACUGAACACCUUCGGGUGGAAGACGUUGGCAUGGUAUUUGGCUUAUGCGUUCAACGAGAGAUGGGUGCUCCCGUUCUCUCAUGACAACAUGCAGCCGAAAAGCUUGCUAGACCAGAUGACACCCAUUGGAAUAGCGGGCCUCGAGGGCAAGUUCGCGCAGCUUCGUUUGCUGUUCAUGUACACCGUCGGCAUGCCGGGACGACCGCUCAUGUUCAUGGGCUCAGAGAUCGGUGAAGGCUUUUCCUUGACUAACCCGAUUGACUGGGAGCUUGCAGCCAUGGACCCCAACAAGCAGCAGUUGCGCAGUUGGGUGGCCAAGCUCAUGAAGCUAUAUCGCCAGCUGAAAUGCCUUCACCGGCAGGAGGACCGCUCAGACGGAUUCCACUGGCUCGACAAGGAUUUUAGCAGCCGAUGCGUCUAUGCUUGGAAGCGCCUGGCCAAAGACGAGCCCGAGGCCAUUAUUGUCAUCAAUGCUUCCAUGACGCACAUCAGCCAAUACUACGUCAACUCCGGAGACACUUCCGGAGCUUGGAAGUGCAUGGCUGCCACAGCUCUGGGCGACUGCAUGACCACACCGCGCUCUGCGCGGGUGGUGCUGGGCCGCGCGAAAUUUGCAACAGAGCUGCCUCCCAUGGCCGCGCAAAUCUGGGUGCCUUGCGAGUGCCAGGAAGCGGAACAUGAAGUGGCCGUCCUCAACUUCGAGGUCCAGCACAAGGAUACAAAGCCUGGGGAUGAACUGCGAUUGGUCGGCAACUGCGCCGAGCUCGGGAAUUGGACUGUGUCGGAGGGCGUCGUCAUGGAGACAGACGCUGAGUCUUUUCCAUUCUGGCACACGUCCAUAAGAAUUCCCUCAGACAUCCGCACCCUUGAGUUCAAGAUGGUUGCGGUCUCGUCUUCUGGCAAGGAGAAAUGGGAGCCUCUGCACUUCAAUCGAUGCGUCAGCAUCAUCCCGGGACUGGUGGAGCGGGUGACUUGUGAGUUUGGACAGGUGUAG